Messenger RNA from Macrosteles quadrilineatus (aster leafhopper), 1061 nucleotides. RefSeq lists its product as uncharacterized. Lineage: Eukaryota; Metazoa; Arthropoda; Insecta; Hemiptera; Cicadellidae. The transcript has 8 exons. Bases 123 to 1046 code for a protein of 307 amino acids. The record is from RefSeq and is a predicted model, not a curated record.
GUUUGAAUGUAAUUUGAGGUUACAAUCUUAUUCUUCCAUUGACAACCAAUAAAAUUUAUUAAAGUAUUAUUAUUUUUGUUUUUUAACAGUCAAAAUUUGCAAUUUAUAGGUAGUUUUCACUAAUGGAAGAACACCAGUCUAGUUUCAUGCCUUGCUUGCGACACACGUGCAAGUCUAUCCUACCAGGUUUUGACUACAAAACUUCCACCGGAGUUGGGCUCCGAUACUCAGCCCCUGUGCCACGGCAUGUAGAGGACAAGCCAGCAAAAAUCCCUGUGGAACUAAGAGGUAAAGACUUGCUUGUUGAGAAAAACACUUACAAACCUCUCACCGGAGAUUUAAACUGGAAACUGCCUGAACCCUCCGUGAGAGCGGAAAAGGUCAAUUGUGCAACCACACUCUACAUCAAACCUUAUGCUGAAAAGGUGAAGGCUCGGCCUCCCAACCCAGCUAGAGCGCCAGUCUCGGAGUGUAGAGACCAAUACCAGCGUCCUUGGCUACCUCAGCACCCUCUGGUGGAACUCAGGGACGACUACUUGUGCUCGGUUAAGCGAGACACUAGUCAGUCCCCACUGGUGACAGGGUUUGAGUAUCAAGGAUUCACAAGACUUUUAGAUCCUUACAUCUCCACCACCCACCUCUCUCACCAUUAUAUACACAGAAAUGACGCAGAUUUUUAUAGAAGCAAACCGAUAGAUGUAACUUCUAUUUUAACUCCACGUGACAAGCCAGUCUAUGACAAAGCAGUGUUCAAAAAAGCUUGUUUCAACAACAGUGUUCAUCGACCACAUCGCUUUGUUCCUCAUUCAGGAUUAAAAUCUGAGACUACAGCGAGUUUUGGCCAUCCACUGACAAAGAGUGAUUUGGUAUAUUUUGAUCCUGAAGUUGAAUUUGUAGCCGCCCCUUACCCUGCGUCUCGGGGACAGAUUAUGGCAACACCAGCGAUGUAUCUAACCGAGUACACACACAUAAGUGAAGGCUGGCCUGUCAAUGCUUGUGUGGACUACGGAACUAACGAGGUACAUACUGUACAGUGUGAACCUUAGAUUGUUUAAGUUAUA